AUGUCUUCCCAAAAACCCGAAGAACGUGGCGAAUCAUCGAACUCUGCCUCAAAGGCCGCUCUCAAAGCUUCUUCCAAUGGGACCACAAAUUAUGAGCUUCCAUGGGUCGAAAAGUAUCGACCAGUCUUCCUUGACGAUGUCGUCGGCAACACAGAAACGAUUGAAAGACUAAAGAUCAUUGCUAGAGAAGGCAACAUGCCUCAUGUAAUCAUCUCGGGUAUGCCCGGUAUUGGAAAAACCACCAGUGUUCUAUGUCUGGCCCGGCAGCUCUUAGGCGAAUCGUACAAGGAAGCGGUCUUGGAGCUCAAUGCCAGUGACGAGCGAGGUAUCGAUGUUGUACGAAACAGAAUCAAGGGCUUCGCCCAAAAGAAGGUCACUCUACCUGCAGGGCGCCAUAAACUUGUUAUCCUCGAUGAAGCCGACAGCAUGACUUCGGGUGCUCAGCAAGCCCUUAGACGAACUAUGGAGAUCUACUCUAACACUACACGAUUUGCUUUCGCCUGCAACCAGUCCAACAAGAUUAUCGAACCCCUCCAAUCACGAUGCGCCAUCCUACGAUACGCCAAGUUAACGGACGCCCAAGUCGUAAAGCGACUCAUGCAAAUUAUUGAGGCGGAAAAGGUCGAAUACAGUGACGAUGGCCUUGCAGCAUUGGUUUUUAGCGCCGAAGGAGAUAUGCGACAAGCCAUCAACAACCUUCAAUCUACGUUUGCCGGUUUUGGCUUCGUCUCAGGAGACAAUGUCUUCAAGGUUGUUGACUCGCCUCAUCCAAUCAAGGUGCAGGCGAUGCUGAAGGCUUGCUAUGAAGGCAAUGUUGAUUCCGCCCUGGAAACACUCCGAGAACUCUGGGAUCUAGGUUAUUCAAGCCACGACAUUAUUAGCACUAUGUUCAAGGUUACGAAAACAAUCCCUACGUUGAGCGAACAUGCAAAGCUGGAAUUCAUCAAAGAAAUUGGUUUUACACAUAUGAAGGUUCUUGAAGCCCUGUCUCCCAUCAACCGCCGCUGCAUUCUCACUCGGUGCUCGUAUGCUCUGAGCCGUGAAUACCUUGAAAAGAUGUAUCCUGCAGCACCCAACACCGCGGCACCUAUUCCCCACUUGACUGCACCUGCAACACCUCCUCUGGCAGCCUCCCAAGCGGCAUCAUUGGCCUCGUCGCUCUGCAUAGCAUCAAUCCCGAAGCCCGGUCACUUCCGCUUCCAUGACACACACUUCACCAAGAACCUUAUUACUGCUACAGUGUUGACCUCCAUUGGUUGCAUCGUCGGGUUACUACCAACGAUACACCUGAUACAUCAUCCGUCCUACCUUUGGAUGUUUCCACCUCAAAUCUGGCGCCUCGUAACAUGUUUCUUCAUUGAAUUGAAGCCGAUCAACCUGCUCUUCAACUCGUUCUUCCUGUAUCGCUACAGCGUUCAGUUGGAGAUGGGGAACCCACGUUUCCCGCGCAAGGUCGAUCUCGUGUUUUACAUAUUAUUUGUCUGCACCGUAAUUCUGCUAUCACGGUUCCUGGAAAUGAGGAAGAUCACCCCUGCACUUCGGAUCACCCAUCAUUCGCAUUUCCGGAUGAUCGACUACCUUGCCGGCCUGACGAGCUUCCUGUAUAUGAACGGCCUCAUUCUUGCCAUGGUUUACACCACUACUCAAGACCAGCGAGGCCAGAAGACACAGUAUCUCGUUCUUACCAUCCCUGCACAGGCUCUGCCAAUCUGCAUGAUUGUUGUCACCGCGCUUAUGGGAGGACCGCAGAAGGCAUUGGUCGAAAUUGAGGGUCUACUCGCUGCCCAUUUAUUCGAUUUUCUCACUAGAAUUUGGCCUGAGUUCGGGAAUGGUCCUCGACUUUUGAGAACUCCUGCCUGGCUUGAGCGUCUUGUGCAGACACCAAGAGUCUCUGCCAGAGGAUUUGGUACCGCCGUCCGACCUGGCAACGCCCCGGCUUCUGGGCGUAGCACUGGUGUCAACACAGGCCCUUUGCCAGAUUCGUGGCGGUCUCGUGGCCCAGGCCAGCGACUAGGCUGA
Molecule: messenger RNA, 2019 nt
Organism: Fusarium redolens
Lineage: Eukaryota; Fungi; Ascomycota; Sordariomycetes; Hypocreales; Nectriaceae
Product: P-loop containing nucleoside triphosphate hydrolase protein
Exons: 10
Coding region: 1-2019 (672 amino acids)
Biological process (GO): DNA repair; DNA-templated DNA replication
Cellular component (GO): nucleus; DNA replication factor C complex; Elg1 RFC-like complex
Molecular function (GO): DNA clamp loader activity; ATP binding; DNA binding
Source: RefSeq, a predicted model, not a curated record